Fusarium venenatum is the source of this 1296-nucleotide messenger RNA. Its product is annotated as FAD dependent oxidoreductase. Gene Ontology annotation, molecular function: proline dehydrogenase activity; flavin adenine dinucleotide binding; L-pipecolate oxidase activity. NCBI's taxonomy places the organism in Eukaryota, Fungi, Ascomycota, Sordariomycetes, Hypocreales, Nectriaceae. The record is from RefSeq and is a predicted model, not a curated record.
AUGACCUCCAGAAACCCAGUAGCCAAGAACGAGCCCAUCGUCAUUGUUGGAGCUGGUGUCUUUGGCCUCUCAACCGCCCUCGAACUCAAGAACAGAGGCUAUCAAAAUGUCACAGUCCUAGAUCGUUAUCUCCCGCCCGUCAUAGACGGAAGCAGUGUUGACAUCUCCCGUGUUAUUCGCGUGGAGUACGCUGAUCCCUUCUAUGGCAAAAUGGCCCGCGAAGCCCUUGACGGUUGGACGGGUCAAUACUCUGACCACUUCCACCAGUCAGGCUUUGUGAUGCUCACGGACAAAGCAGGAAACUCUUUUGCCGAGCAGAGCAAGAGUGCCAACAAGUCCCUUGGAGAUACACUGGAGGAGUAUGAGGAUGCACACGAUAUCCGCAAGCCGUUCCCUGCGGUUCAGGCUAAGCUUGAUGGCCUGAAGGCGUACUAUAACAAGACUGGUGGUUGGGCUGAUGCUGAGUCGAGUAUACGACAAUUGGCUAUGGAGUGUAGUCUUGCUGGUGUUUCCUUCAUCACAGGUGCAAGAGGACGUGUUUUGUCAUUGCGGUACAGUGGACGUAAAGUCACUGGCGUCAACGUCGCUGAAGGAGAACCCAUCACAGCUGCACAAGUCAUCUUGGCUACAGGAGCAUGGUCAAACAGACUAGUUCCUAUCAGCCAUGCUUCAUCUGGCUCAGGUCAACCAGUUGGCUUCAUCCGUCUAACUCCCCAAGAAGCAGAGAAGCUCGCAAACAUGCCCGUCAUCAUCAACCUUAGCACAGGAGUUUUUGUUUUUCCUCCUACACCAAAGACGCAUAUUCUCAAGAUCGCACGCCAUGGCUAUGGAUGGGCGACAGAGUUCGAUGCCCAAGAUCCUCUAGGUGAAUCUCGAAAAGUGUCAACUCCAAAGAGAGAUGAGAACAACGCAACUGCGAAUUAUCUCCCCGAAGAUGCUGAAAAGGCUCUCCGUGAAGGUCUACAACAGCUUGUACCAGAAAUUGGUAGCCAUGAGUGGCUGAGACAGCGUCUCUGCUGGUAUUCCGAUACGCCUGAGGGCGACUUUAUCGUGGAUCAUCAUCCUGCUCGCGAGGGAAUCUUCAUGGCUACUGGUGGUGCCGGACACGGGUUCAAGUUUCUUCCUGUUUUAGGACGAUAUAUUGCUGAUUGCUACGAGAACAAAGCUUCUGAAGAGCUUCGACACAAGUGGAGGCUUAGAGCGCCGACUGGGAAGGACAUGGUGAAGCAGGGUGAUGGUAGCCGAGGUGGUCCUCCAUUGCGCAAGUUGACAAGGCUCGAACAGGCCAAGCUGUAA